This is a messenger RNA of Neurospora hispaniola, 1095 nucleotides long. Its product is annotated as DnaJ-domain-containing protein. Gene Ontology annotation, cellular component: cytoplasm. The coding region runs from base 1 to 942 and encodes 313 amino acids. Gene Ontology annotation, biological process: protein refolding. The transcript has 2 exons. Lineage: Eukaryota; Fungi; Ascomycota; Sordariomycetes; Sordariales; Sordariaceae. The record is from RefSeq and is a predicted model, not a curated record.
AUGAUCCCAGAACCUAAAGGCCUACGGUGUUACGCAACCCUCGGCGUCAGUCCGCACGCAGACUCAAAUGCCCUUAGGUCGGCUUUUCGGCGUCUUGCGUUCCAAAAACAUCCCGACAGAAACAACAACGCCGUGGGAGCAACCGAGGAGUUUCAGCAUCUCAAAGAAAUUUGGGACUACCUAAGCAAUGACGCCUGCCGAAAGCAUUAUGACCAAAUAGUCGGGGCCGCCUAUACUCGGAUCACUCUAGAACUGGAUCAAUCCUACCGGAAACUGCACGAAGUGAGGCGGAAGAUCUGCCAGUCACAGACACACCACACGGAUCCGGCGACAGAUGUUGGCGGGCACCACCAAGAGGCAACAUCUGACAUGAACAAGGAGUCGCAACUUUUGGAGCAGAUCAAGGCAAAAUUGCAAGACCUGGCCGACUUGAAUGGCGAAAUCAGACAAGUCCCCGACUUUACGCGGUAUACUGAUGUCGGUGUUCCCGGGGCCGUUGACUUUUGGCGCUCUUAUGCUACAGUUCUGGAGCAACAGGUUGAAUCUCUGCAGCAGCAUGUCACCAGUCAACAAGAGGUCCUUGACUUGGUAGAGACAGAAAUGGACCGACUAAGGGCAGAGAACCAAACGCAAAGCCACGAGAUUGCGAGACUUGGCCGAGAAAAUGGUUGUCAGAAAGAGCUUGUACGGGAAAAGACCGUUGAAGUGAACGCACUCAAGGAGCAGAUUUGUAUGAUGGACGUUGAGAACAGCAAGCGGAGAGAGUGCUCGGAAAAAGUUCGGGAAGGAGAAGACCAGCUGCGAGUGUUAAACAAGCUUCGGAAGGAAAUCAAGGCGUUAAAGAGGAGCGGCACCGGAAGCAGGCAGCGUUCGACAUGUUGGAGGAAGAGAAUAAAGGACUGGGAACGGAGAAAGGACGGGAAACGGAGAAGAACACCUUGAGAACGUCCAGAAAGCGGGCCUGUGAGGAGCAGCGAGAGCCCCAAAGAUAAAUCGAGGAUGCCUCUGGGCAUAAGGAUCACAGACUUAAGGCCGAGAACCGCAGGCGGGAGCUUGAGGGCCGGGAGCUGAAGAACGGCACAAAGGAACUGGAGG